GAAGGAAAAAUUAUACACUGCCACAAAUCUAUUUCAUGUUUUUCUUUCCCUGUUGCAGAUGCGUUUUUCGGCCCGAUAUGCGACUACGUGAUCGCGCCCGUGGUGCGCUACUCGUCGGUGUGGAACAUUCCCGUGCUGACGGGCGGCGGCCAGGCCGAGAACUUCGCCUUCAAGGAGAACUUCCCCGUCCUUACCAGGAUGCAGGGCUCCUUCGGGCUGGUGGGCGAGACCAUGAAGGGCAUCCUGCACGUGUUCGGCUGGAAGGUCGUCGGGCUGCUCUUCCACAACAAUGAGGUCGGCAGCUCGCAGGGCAACUCGCCGUGCUACUUCACCGGGGCGGCCGUCUACAAGGCGCUCAACUCGACGCCCGUCCACCAUAACUUCAACGAGAACACGGCGAGCGCGGAGGAGCUGCGCGAGCACCUGGUGUACGUCACCAGCAGGGCCAGGAGUGAGUAUACAUAUAACCACCCCACCUGCCCGUCUGCGUCGGGGCCGCGGGCGGCGCGUGGCCAGCGAAGCUGGCGCUGACGCUCCAAUAACACG
Molecule: messenger RNA, 546 nt
Organism: Frankliniella occidentalis (western flower thrips)
Lineage: Eukaryota; Metazoa; Arthropoda; Insecta; Thysanoptera; Thripidae
Product: atrial natriuretic peptide receptor 3-like
Exons: 2
Molecular function (GO): peptide hormone binding; signaling receptor activity
Source: RefSeq, a predicted model, not a curated record